This is a messenger RNA of Phaeoacremonium minimum UCRPA7, 471 nucleotides long. Its product is annotated as putative upf0643 protein. Bases 1 to 471 code for a protein of 156 amino acids. The transcript has a single exon. Lineage: Eukaryota; Fungi; Ascomycota; Sordariomycetes; Togniniales; Togniniaceae. The record is from RefSeq and is a predicted model, not a curated record.
AUGGCUCAAGUUCAGCUCCCACCUGUCGUAGACACACACGGCCUGUCUUCUUACAAGGACAGCAUCCUUGUAUCGGAAACAGAGAUGCCAUACGACGAGAAGCACAGCAUAAGAAGACCAAGCAAACAGCCCAGGUAUCUUGUCGUCUCACCUUACACGGAGCAAGAGCACCUUCUAGAUCUCGACACACUGGAUACCGAGAACCAGCUGCUAGCAGAGGCACUAACACACAUGACUUGCCUGCGAGAGGACUAUGCCACCGCUCCGUAUCUAGAAACAUUCAACUGGAGCGAGAUAGUAGAGCAUGUGCGAGAAUUAGCCCAGGCUAGGAACCACACGUGGAAGGAGACUUCCUUCUACAUUGUGGCAUUCCGAUCGCAGAUCCCGCCCACAACGCAAUACGGCGACCUUGGCGUGUUAGACAAGGCUGCGCAUGCUGAAGCAACGGCGAGCGGCGGAUUCUUGAAGUGA